AUGUGCUGGUGCGGCUGCCUCAAGGGGAUGCCCAAGGUCAUGCGGCUCUUCCUCCCGUGCGCGAUUGGGCUCCUCAUACUCUGGCUCUACACGUGCUUUGUCUUCAACCCGCGGGGGCUAGCCCGCGUCCCGCUGCUGCACGCGCUCGUGUACCAGCUCUGCGUCCUCCUGCUUGGCGCGUCGCUCGGCCGCACGAUGACCGCGCCCGUCUUUGCCAGAGAGAGCCCGCUCCUGCAGCAAAGCGAUACCGCACUGGGCGUCGUCGAGCUCAAGUACAAUGGCGAGAAGCGGUUUUGCCGCAAGUGCGACCUGCCCAAGCCUGACCGCACGCACCACUGCAGCUCGUGCAACGCGUGCAUUGCCAAGAUGGACCACCACUGCGUCUUCCUCAACAAGUGCAUUGGCCUUGAGAACUACAAGUUCUUCGUGCUCUUCCUCUUUUGGAGUGCUGUCUCGUGCCUCUUGGAGGCCAGUCUCUUGUACACGUACUCGGUCCCGAGUGCGCUGGACGAGCUCAGCAGCGACUUCCUUCUCGGGCAGCUCACGCUCACGUCGGCGCACUGCCAGAUCGUGCUCGUUGGCUUUGUCAGCGUCUGCGUCGGCAUUGCGCUCACGUGCUUUGGCUUGAUGCAUCUCUACCUCGCAGCGAGCAACAUGACGACGCUCGAGUACUGCGAAAAGCGCGACGAGGUCGGCUACGUCAACUACUACUACGUCGGCGUUCUUGGCAAUUUGCGCCAAGUGUUUGGGCCGCUGCAUAUCGCGCUUCUGCCGCUGCACCCGCCGCACAUGGCCGCGCUGCGCCUGGCGUUUCCGUCGACAAAGCUCCAAAAGACCGACUAA
Molecule: messenger RNA, 843 nt
Organism: Saprolegnia diclina VS20
Lineage: Eukaryota; Oomycota; Saprolegniomycetes; Saprolegniales; Saprolegniaceae
Exons: 2
Coding region: 1-843 (280 amino acids)
Biological process (GO): peptidyl-L-cysteine S-palmitoylation; protein targeting to membrane
Cellular component (GO): endoplasmic reticulum; Golgi apparatus
Molecular function (GO): protein-cysteine S-palmitoyltransferase activity
Source: RefSeq, a predicted model, not a curated record